Grosmannia clavigera kw1407 is the source of this 924-nucleotide messenger RNA. RefSeq lists its product as uncharacterized. The coding region runs from base 1 to 924 and encodes 307 amino acids. NCBI's taxonomy places the organism in Eukaryota, Fungi, Ascomycota, Sordariomycetes, Ophiostomatales, Ophiostomataceae. The record is from RefSeq and is a predicted model, not a curated record. The transcript has a single exon.
AUGAUUGCCACCGAGUGCCACCCAUGUUCCCGACGGAGGCUGUUCUUCGCGUUCUUUGCCGCCGCCAGCUUGUGGACGACUGUAUCCGCCAGCUCGUCGUAUUCUACGUUCUCUUUCGGGUCUUGCAUCAACAGCUGCCUCGCCUCCAAUGGCUGCAGCGGAUCCAACACCAGCUGCGUCUGCACCGAAGCGGACGAAAAUGACGACUUUCUCAGCGACUCGGUCGUCUGUCUAGCCAAGAACUGUCUGCUGGCGAGCGGCGAGAGCGUAACCGCAGCCAUCGAUGCCGUCGACGUGUCCUUCAUUAGUAUCGUCGAUGACGUGUGCGACCUCGACGGCUUCGAUAUUUCCGAGUCCCAGAUCAGCUCCGCACUGGCGGCAGCGAGCAGCAUCAUCUCCGAGCUGUUCUCGUCCACAGUCACGACAACAGUAACGAAGACAGAACAACAUAAAACGGCCGCACGAACGGCGGACACAACUGCUAGCAGUCAUAGUAGUAGUACCUCCACCAGCACCAGCAGCACUACUACCAGCAAGGCCACCACCAGUCGCAGCAGUGAAACCAGCUCUGCCAUCAGCUCGUCAGCCAGAUUGCCCACCAGCUCGUUCAGAUCUGCCCGCAGCUCAACUGCCGAAACCUACGGGACCUCCGCGACCUCAGCAAUAAUCUCAGAGCCGGACGCAUCCUCGUCAACAGAACCCACGUCAUCCACCGAUACAAUAUCCACGCCGCUGACUACGGCACAGUCGACCACAGGAACAGCAAAGACGACAAGGACAAGCACUAGCACGACCGCCCACAAGACCCCAAAUAACGACCCAUUUGACAAUGCAAAUGCAGCCCUGGGCGGUCGCACACCUUGGCAGACGAUGGCUGUCGCGGCAGUGCCCAUGGUGAUAGCUGCGGGCCUGUGGCUGAGGUGA